AUGGUUGAAUGUCUAGUCUCUGCUGGUGCCAAUGUGAACCAUCACUGGAAAUGCAAGGUUGAUAGCCUCGUUACUCCCCUUCAAUCUGCCGUGCGGAGGAAGCAUGAUGACAUUGUCGAGCUGUUGCUUCAAAGAGGCGCUGAUGUCAAUGUCCCAGCGAACGAGAAUGGUGGACAGACUGCGCUACAGAUAGCAGUUUCCCAAAACAAUCAUGCUAUGGUAAAGCUCUUGAUUAGCCACAAGGCAGAUGUCAACGGUAUACCAAGUCCAGUCCGAGGCCGAUCAGCCCUCCAAGAGGCUGCAAGCCGAGGUUUCGUGGAGCUUACUCAGUACCUACUGGAUUGCGGGGCAGACCCUAAUCUACCAGCAGCACGACUUGGGGGCUUUACUGCGCUACAAGGAGCUGCGAUCGAGGGAAAGAUACGCAUUGUGAUCAUGCUAAUUCAAGCUGGGGCACAUGUCAAUGCAGCGCCCGCUAUUAAACAAGGACGCAGUGCGACUGAGGGCGCUGCAGAGAAUGGCAGACUUCAUACUUUGCAUCUCUUGUUGAACCAUCAUCCUGACACGGAAGAGUUUGAUAUCAUCAGAAAACGAGCGUCAAGACUAGCUCUAGCCAAUGGCCACUUAGCUAUUGGGAGGUUUUUGAUGGCAUAUCGCAAGCAUGCCUGGAGGGCAUGA
Messenger RNA from Penicillium samsonianum, 678 nucleotides. Its product is annotated as ankyrin repeat domain-containing protein. Gene Ontology annotation, molecular function: protein binding. The transcript has a single exon. The record is from RefSeq and is a predicted model, not a curated record. Lineage: Eukaryota; Fungi; Ascomycota; Eurotiomycetes; Eurotiales; Aspergillaceae. The coding region runs from base 1 to 678 and encodes 225 amino acids.